Hemibagrus wyckioides is the source of this 2503-nucleotide messenger RNA. RefSeq names its product putative glutathione hydrolase 3 proenzyme. The coding region runs from base 2026 to 2439 and encodes 137 amino acids. The transcript has 3 exons. Gene Ontology annotation, molecular function: glutathione gamma-glutamate hydrolase. Gene Ontology annotation, biological process: regulation of immune system process; peptide modification; glutathione catabolic process. The record is from RefSeq and is a predicted model, not a curated record. Gene Ontology annotation, cellular component: plasma membrane. NCBI's taxonomy places the organism in Eukaryota, Metazoa, Chordata, Actinopteri, Siluriformes, Bagridae.
AUAAAACUGAUCACAAUCAGAACACUCUGUACUGCUCUCAGCCAAUCAAAACACACUGUACUGUUCCAGCCUUUCAGAACAGAACAGAGUGUAUAAACAGUCAUGAUGGUGUUUAUGUGCAGUUUUGGUUCUAAAGUGUUGUUGAAUUCCACUGGAAUCAUCUUUAAUAUAUUAAUAUUAAAUAUUAUUAAUAUAUUGUAUAUAUACGAUAUAAUGUAUGACUUCAGUUCUCCAUACAUCACAAAUACAUUUGGAAUUCCUCCUUCUCCCAAUAACUUCAUUAAACCAGGUAACAGAUUUUAUCCCAUUAUUCAUAUUCAUGUCAGUGCCACAGAUUUUAUUGAUUAUUGAUUCUGGUCUUUGGUUUGAAGCUCAUGUAGAUAAUAUCACUCGGGUAGCCUUCUUCCAUCUUAGGAAUAUCGCUAAGAUAAGAAAUAUGUUGUCGCUUCAUGAUGCAGAAAAAUUAGUUCAUGCUUUUGUUACCUCUAGGUUGGAUUAUUGUAAUGUCUUACUGUCUGGAUGUUCCAGUAGGAGCAGGAACAAGCUCCAGUUAGUCCAGAAUGCAGCAGCUAGAGUCCUAACUAGAACCAGAAGAUAUGAACACAUCACUCCUAUUUUAUCCACACUACAUUGGCUCCCAGUCAGAUUUCACAUUGAUUAUAAAAUACUGUUACUGACGUUUAAAGCACUAAAUGGUCUCGCGCCGCAGUACCUGAGCGACCUUUUAGUCUUUUAUGAUCCGCCACGCCUACUCCGAUCAAAGGGUGCUGGUUACUUGGUAGUACCUCAAGUAGCAAAGGCUACAGCAGGGGGCGGAGCUUUCUCUUUCAAAGCCCCAAAGUUAUGGAACAGCCUUCCAAUUAGUGUUGGGGAUUCAGACACAGUCUCAAUGUUUAAGUCUAGGCUGAAGACACAUUUGUUUAGUCGAGCUUUUAAUGUAUAGUUUUCUUAUGUAAAGGAGCAGAUCUGAAGGUUCAUGGUCAUAGAGUGUUUGGUGACUGGGAUGUGUUGGAUGCUGUCAUCUUACCACUCUCACAUGGUCACUCAGGUCACUGACUGUGAAGUGGUUGGAUGCUUUAUGUCCCAGGAAGCCUUCAUGUCUGUGACCUUCUGGCUCUCCCUUUUAGUUAUGAUGUCAUAGCUAGUCUUGCCGGAGUCCCUGCCUGCACUUUACACAUAAUUCUACUUUAUCUUUAAGCAUCACAUGAUCAGAAACUUAAUAUCUUUCUCUUUCUCUCUCUACCUUCUCUGUGGAGCUAUACACCCCACUCCUGACCUCCCAGUGUUUGCCAGUUUCCAGUGUGACCACUGCCCUACCCCUGGUCGGAGUCUCGCCGCGUGAUGGUGCCCACUGAUGCUGUGGAUGGAUCUGUGUGGACCAGGAGACAGCCAUGGACAGAGCCACUUGGGGACUUUCACACCAUCACAGAUCUGCCAUUUCAUCUGUCAGCUUGUGACAGCAAAGAACUAGUGUUUAUAAUGACCUUAGAAACUACACUAGCCUAAUAGUUCCUCAUGGGUCAUUGAUUGCUGUUGUAGAAAGGACAUUAAUCAGUUACAGUUACAUUAUUUACUGUUUAGUGUCACCCAAAUGAGGAUGGGUUCCCUUCUGAGCCUGGUUCCUCUCAAGGUUUCUUCCUUUCCAUCCCAGGGAGUUUUUCCUUGCCACCGUCACCACAGGCUUCUCAUUAGGGAUAAAAUAGUCUAAUUAUAGAAUUUAAUAAUUUAUUCUUAUUUCUAGUUAAUUAGUUAUUUUUUAUUUUUUAUUAUUAUUUUUCAUUUUCCCCUUUCUCUGUUUUCUUCUUUUGUAAAGCUGCUUUGAAACAAUGUUCAUUGUAAAAGGUGCUAUACAAAAUAAACUGAAUUGAAUUGAAUUGAAAUAUGCAGAUAAACUGUAAUAAUGUGUAUGUAUAUUUAGAUUACAUUAUCCUCUGCUCAGGUUCUUACAUGUAGUUCUUUCUCUGCUGCAAUGUUGUGAUGAUAUUGUAAUACUUUAUCAGUAAAAGUUUUGUAAAUGAUUGUAAUAUGAAACAGGGAGAGUGUAACAUGUCCACUGUGUGUGCAGGUAAAAGGCCGCUCUCAGCCAUGUGCCCAACCAUCAUCUCUGACAAAUACAACAAAGUUAAAAUGGUGGUUGGAGCUUCAGGUGGGCCGAGGAUCAUCACGGCAACGGCUCUGGUGAUCCUGAACUCUCUGUUUUUUAACUAUGAUCUGAAGAAAGCUGUAGAAGAACCCAGGUUCCACAACCAGCUGAACCCCAACUACACUCUGUUGGAGCAGGACUUUGAGAAGAGUCUUGCAGAUGGACUGGAGCAGAGGAGUCAUGUGAUAGAGGAGUGGAAGAGUUCCCUUGCAGUGGUCGAGGCCGUGAUGAGGCAGGAUGAUAAGAUCUGCGCUGAAUCAGACCCUCGGAACGGAGGACAUCCCACUGGCUACUGAAACUCACUUUAACUAUCAGCUUUUAUCUGAAUGAAUAAAACUCAUUACACAGUUUUUAAACCUC